CAAAAAUUGUUUGUUGAUGUUGAUAUGAUCGCAUCUGCUUAUUUUAUUUACGUUUUUUUAUGAGAACAGUUGCCGAAUUUUUCCUAAAGAAUUAAGCCAAAAUGUCAUUAGUUACAGAUGUUUUGCAAGGCACAGGAAAGUUGGGGAAAGAAAAUAUAAUUUUAAAGGUUGGUGAUUUAAAGAGAAAACUUGAAGAUAUUAAAUUAGAAGUUCAUGAUAAUCUGAAAAAAAGAUAUCUAGAUUUCAUUCCACAGUAUCUGAAGCUUGAUAAAUUCAUAGAAGAUAUAGAUGAUGUAACUAAUGAGUAUGAAUCUUUGCGCAGUCAAGUUGAAAAGGAGAUAAGACCUCAUAUGAUGAGUUCUGUGGUAGAAUUCGAAGAUUUCAUUGAUGAUUUAAAAAAAGUAAAAAAAUUGAAGUCUGCCAUCUUGGAUAUGAUUUCACUCCAUCAACUUCUAGAAAAUGCUAAAAAGGCACUGUCGAAAGGAAGUUAUUUGAAUUCUGUUCAUUGUCUUUUAGAGCUUGAAAAACUUGUAGAAAAGGUAGAUCCAAAUUAUAAAAAGAAUAUAGCAGCAAUAUCUACUCUUAUUACAGAAUUUAUUGUUACUAGAGAAAGUGUCAUUUAUCAGUUGGAAACUUUGUGGCGUCAAGAGAUUAUGAUUGUAAAUUCAUCUAAAAAUGGAAAGAAAACUUUGUCUAUCAAAUUCAAUGAGACCACCAGUAAAGAAGAAGGCAAAGAAAUUUUACUAGCUUUACGGCUUCUGAAACAGCUUAAACCUAUGUUAAAAGAAUUUGGGAAGAAAUUUUUAAAUGAAGUCUGUGAAAUGGUGUUAUGCAGAACUGUAAAAGUAGAAUUAGCUAAGACACCAGAGCUUAAUAUUUAUAUUGUUAACGAACAUAGUCCAGAACCCAGCAAAAUAUUUGAUCUCUUAAAAACUGUUUUUAAAUUCUUACAUGAUGAAUUCUUUCAUCUUCCCAUAACUUCAUCUGAUGAAGAAUCUCAACAAUCUGUCAUGAAUGAAUUUGGUAAUGUAAUAAGUGAAGAAUUUAAUGAUUUGAUUAUAGAAAAAUGUUUGAAAAUGGCCAUUCCAAAACAAAGCAAACAACUGGAAACUUUUCGUAAGGAAAUACAUGCAGCAGAAGAAUUUUGCAAGUUUUUGCAGGAUUUGGAAUUCAUAUCUUCCUUUGGAAGUAAUUUACAAAAUUUUAUAUACAGUGUAGACACAUUACCUGCUAACAAAAUGGCUCAAGAUCUAUUAAGUCGAGCUCGAUCUCUAAUGAAAAAGAGUUUACAUAAGACUGUUUCAGUAGGUUAUGAAACACCUACCGACGCUAUUGCAUUGAAAAAUGGUUUAAAUGAAAUGGUCAAUACUCAGAAUGGACUUAGUGCAGCUACAUUUCUUUUCCCUAAGUGUCAAAUAAGUGAAUCUGUCAAAGAUUUAAUAUCCCUUUUGCUUGUUGUCAAAGAAGAGGCAAAGAAUAUUGGCCCUACUCAUGCAUUCAAACUGUAUUAUGUAGCUAGAAACAUUUGUGAACUCUAUUGUUGUGUUGUACCUACGUAUCACAAGAAUGAAAUUGAAAACAUUCCUCAACAAACAGCUAUAUUUCACAAUAAUUGCAUGUUCUUAGCUCAUCAAUUGUGCACUUUAGGAAGUCUUUAUCAGAGUGAUUUCCAAACAGAAAUAACCAUGACAUUUGUAGAUUUAGUUCCUGAAAUAAAAAAGUUAGGUUCUGAAGCUUUCCUUGCACAAAUGAGACGCCAAAGACAUCAACUUCUCCAGCUAUUACAAGAACAGCAAGCUUUUGGCAGCAACAUACUAGUUGAUGAUGGAGCUGUCAGUGCAGCUGAGAAAGCUAUCCGACAAUGCCUUUAUCAGCUACAACUUUUGAAGAAUGUUUGGGCUGAAAUUCUGCCAGUGGAAGUAUAUUUCAAAUCCAUUGGUACUUUGCUCAAUACUUGUUUAGAAGAAAUAAUUCUACGAAUUUCUUCUAUGGAAGAUAUUGCUGCUGAGGCAGCUGGUCAGUUGGACAGCAGUUUUGCUAUUUUAAUCAAACAAAGUCCAGAUUUUUUUAAGGUGCCAGCAAUAGAUAAGACAGAUUCCAUUCAUUUUUAUGUGAAGAAUUGGUUCAAAUUCCAAGAACUGCAGCUUAUAUUGAGUGCAAGUAUGAGAGAGAUAGUAGAUAGAUGGGCUAGUGGUAAAGGACCUUUAGCAGCACACUUUAAAGCUGCAGAAGUUAAACAUCUCAUUCGAGCCUUAUUCCAAAAUACAGAAAGAAGAGCUGCGGCUUUAGCAAAAAUAAAAUAGUGUUUGUUGCUAUUAUAAAAUUUUUAAAGUUUUUAUUUUUGUUUAACACUUUCUUUCAAGAUGGAUUAGUUUGUUUUUGUAAAAUCUGUAAAAAUACAUCUUAUAAUAUUGAAAUGGUUAUAUAUUUUUGGAAUGAAAUGCAAUAAAAUUCUUUAGCAAGUAUAUAACUGUUAAUUAUUGUCAGAACUGAAGUAAGAAUAUUUUUUAUGUAUAUUUUUAUAUUUAGUAAAACAAGUUGGAAAUUUGUUCACUAGGAUUAUUAAUGGAUUCAUUUUUAUUAAUUUUUUCCCCCUUUCAAAUUUAAUCCUAGAACCUUUUUAUUUACUUUGAGACAGCCUAUAUUAUGAAUAAACAUUACUAUAUAUUUUUAAAUAUUAGUUAUGUUUUUCAUUUCAUAGUUUGACCCAUUUUAUUAUUUAUUGUUGGGUAAAUCAAGGUGCUUGCACUUCACUUUGUCUUUAUAUGCAUUUACAAAUUCAUUAUUCAUUCCUCUUAUCUCUAAUUGGAUGAAACAUUCACCAUUGGAAAUUUGUUUUUAUUUUAACCAAUACAGGAAUUCUAAUAGAUGACUGAAAUGUUUUUUUGAAAUUAAAUCUUGUUUAUAAUUACAGUUUUUGAUUUCAAUAUAUAAAAUGUAACAGCAAUUUAUAUGAUUUAUUAUAUUAAACUUCAGGAUAGAAGUUAUGUAUGAGCUGUUUUUGAUGGGUUUCACAACUGAAACAGUAAGAACAACAAAUUUCUUAUUGCUGAUCCAAAAUGGCAAGUUUAAUGCAUAAGGGCUAUGUACGCUACAGCUCUUUGAUGAAAUUGCAUCUUAAAUCUCUCUAAAAUGCCUAGUUAAAUUGAAAUUGUUGAAAUUAUACUUAAUACCAUUAAUAAUGUAAUGUUUUUGUAUUUUUAGAUCAUACAAAAAUUAUUUUUAUGUAAAAAAUUAUUUUAUGUAAGAGUUGAAUUAUAUUCACAUCCUAUUUUGAAGCAAUUUGAAAUUUAUUUUGAGUUAUUGUAAUUUUAAAUCAAGAUCAAUAGCAAAGACAAAACCUGAGCUGGAAUCCUGUCUCCAAAUUUCUACACUGCACAUAUGGGAGGGCAUUUGACAGUGGAGAAUUUUAAGAGUAUCAAGCCUGCUUGAGUUUUCAAUCUGGAAUCCAUUAAGCUCUUUUACAGAAACCUAGCUAUCAUGUCUUUUUGGUCUCAAUUCUUUUGACAGUAGAAUUUUGAACUAAAACUUAUCACUUAAUUAUAGUUUUUUUAAGGCUCAAGGUGAAUGAUUUUUAAUAUCAAAAAGAUAUCCAUAUCAAAUUUUCUUGCUGUAAGCACAAUAUCCUAUUCUUGAGAUCACAGGACUCAUUUUAAAAUCCUAAAUAAAUAAAAAUUUGUAAGAUUAUUUUAUGUAUUCAUUAAGACUAAAUGCAGCUGCUAUUCUAGUUUAAGAAAUUUCGGUCCAUUUCACUUUAGAAGCUAAUUUUUAGACUGAUACAGCAUUAUAUAUAUAUUACUUUAAUAUCAUUUGAACAUUAUGGUAUUAAACCAGCAUAAAUCAAAUCAAUUAAGUUUAUAUUUUGAGUAUUCUGAAGUGGUCAAUAUGAAUUAGGCUCUCAAUUUUACCAUAUUUCAGCAUUAAUUCAAGGAUGAAAUGAUUUUAGAAUAAAUUUAUCAAUGAUUAAGUUUUUCCUUCAGAAAUGUUAGUCCUUAAAACUUAAUAUUAUGACCCAGGGGAUUAAAAAAAAAAAAAAAAAAAAAAAAAAAAAAACUACCGGUUACUAAAUCCUUCCUAGGACCUUGUCUCAGAUUUCUCACCAUUUGCAAGCAAAAAUAAUCUAGAUAACAGAAAUUUCAUUAAAAGGUCCUGAAUAACUGUUUUCAUAAAUCUUUUCUUAUAAUUGUCAUCAUCCAAUGUUUUCUUAUUUCUUUUUGACUUUUAGUUUCACUGAUUAUAUAUAUAUAUUCAAUUAAUGGAGCCAAAAGUGGAACCAAUGGGAAUGUUUCCUUCUUGUAUAUACUUUCACAAUAUGUUAUAUUUUGUAUUUAACUUUAUUAUAAUGAGAAAUAAAUAUGCAUAGUAGAAGAA
This is a messenger RNA of Argiope bruennichi, 4371 nucleotides long. It is a transcript of the gene Zw10, whose product is annotated as centromere/kinetochore protein zw10 homolog. Gene Ontology annotation, biological process: mitotic spindle assembly checkpoint signaling; endoplasmic reticulum to Golgi vesicle-mediated transport; mitotic cell cycle. Gene Ontology annotation, cellular component: chromosome, centromeric region; nucleus; RZZ complex. The transcript has 8 exons. The record is from RefSeq and is a predicted model, not a curated record. The coding region runs from base 102 to 2303 and encodes 733 amino acids. NCBI's taxonomy places the organism in Eukaryota, Metazoa, Arthropoda, Arachnida, Araneae, Araneidae.